CAGUGAUUCAUAGAAUUUAUUUCUCACAGCUCAACAAUCUCUGCCACUCCCUCUCUUUCUUUCUCUCUCUCUCUCUUUCUUAUGAACACGUACUGUCGUUAAAUUCAAGAACAAAUCUUAUCACAAAAAUCAAUACUUCUUGUGAAAUUUUUUGAGACCUAGUUCUUGAAAUCGCAAUGUCUAUGGAUUACAUAGUCAAGGUUGAAGAAUCAAGGCCUGCAACUGAUAGAAAACCAUCAGCAGGGCCUGUUUUCAGAUGCAUUUACGCCAAAGAUGGCCUCCUGGAGGUACCUGCCGGACUGGAGUCUCCUUGGCAAUUUUUUAGUGAUUCGGCUCUUAAGAACCCCAACAACCAAAUGCUUGGACGACGAGUCCCAGAUUCAAAGUUGCAGGUAGGUCCUUAUGUGUGGCUCACUUAUAAAGAGGCUUAUGAUUCUGCCAUCAGAAUUGGUUCUUCAAUGAGAAGCCGUGGUCUCAACCCUGGAGAUUGUUGUGGUAUAUAUGGCUCCAAUUGCCCAGAAUGGAUUACUGCAAUGGAGGCUUGUAACAGUCAAGCUAUUGUAUAUGUACCACUGUAUGACACUCUUGGCCCUAAUGCAGUGGAGUUCAUCAUUAAUCAUGCCGAAAUUUCAUUAGCUUUUGUCCAGGAGACCAAGCUCUCUUCUAUCUUAUCUUGUCUCCCAAAUUGCAAAUCAUAUCUGAAAACCAUUGUUAGCUUUGGAAAUAUUUCUAGCAAGCAGAAGAAGGAAGCUGAGGAACUGGGAGUGUCUUGCUUUUCAUGGGAGGAAUUUUCUCAUCUGGGAAGUUUGGUUUGUGAAUUACCUCCUAAGCAGAAGACUGACAUCUGCACAAUAAUGUAUACUAGUGGAACAACAGGAGAACCAAAAGGUGUUAUCCUUACUAAUGGAGCUAUCAUGGCUGAAGUAUUGUCUGUCGACCAUUUACUUUUUCUUACAGACAGAGUGGCUACAGAAGAAGAUUCAUACUUCUCUUUCCUUCCUUUGGCUCAUGUAUAUGAUCAAAUAAUUGAGACCUACUGCAUAUACAAAGGUGCCUCUAUAGGAUUUUGGCGAGGGGAUAUAAGGUACUUGAUUGAGGAUGCUCAGGAAUUGAAGCCAAGUAUAUUUUGUGGUGUUCCUAGAGUCUAUGAUCGUAUAUAUACUGGUACAAUGAGUAAAAUUUCAUCUGGAGGUGCUUUCAGGAAGAAAUUGUUUGAUUUUGCUUAUAACUACAAGCUAGGAAAUCUUGAGAAGGGAUUGCCACAAGCCCAAGCAGCACCCCUCUUGGACAGGCUUGUCUUUGAUAAGACGAAACAAACAUUGGGAGGUCGUGUUCGUAUCAUGUUAUCUGGUGCUGCACCUUUGCCUAGGCAUGUGGAGGAGUUCUUAAGAGUCACAAACUGCUCUACUUUAUCACAAGGAUAUGGUCUCACAGAAAGUUGUGGAGGUUGUUUAACAUCCAUAGGUGAUGUGUUUCCUAUGAUUGGAACUGUUGGAGUCCCGGUGACAACCAUUGAAGUAAGGCUUGAGUCUGUGCCAGAGAUGGGAUACGAUGCACUAUCCAGUAUUCCACGGGGAGAGAUUUGCCUCAGGGGGAAGUCAUUGUUCUCUGGUUACCACAAGAGAGAAGAUCUAACAAAAGAAGUCCUUAUUGAUGGGUGGUUUCAUACAGGUGAUAUUGGAGAAUUGCAACCCAAUGGAGCAAUGAAGAUAAUUGACAGGAAAAAGAACAUAUUCAAGCUAUCUCAAGGUGAAUAUGUUGCUGUGGAGAACCUUGAGAACACAUAUACACGAUGCCCUCUUGUAUCAUCGAUUUGGAUCUACGGCAACAGUUUCGAGUCAUUUCUUGUUGCUGUAGUGAUCCCUGAGAGACAGGCACUUGAGGAUUGGGCGGCAAGCCAUAAUGUGACUGAUGAUUUCAAAUCUUUGUGCAAAAAUCUGAAGGCUAGGAAAUAUAUUUUAGAUGAGCUGAAUAGCACUGGUCAGACACACAAACUUAGAGGAUUUGAAAUGUUAAAAGCAGUUCACUUGGAACCACAUCCUUUUGAUAUGGAGAGGGAUCUGAUAACUCCAACAUUUAAGCUGAAAAGGCCUCAGUUGCUCAAAUACUACAAGGACUGCAUUGAUCAACUGUACAGUGAAGCAAAGGGUUUGAAAGCGUGAGAGCAAUUUUGUAACCAAGAACAUAAAAUGCAGAAGUGCAGGAUUGUCAGUGUCAUUUCAAUGUUUCUUUAGAGUCAUGGUUAAUCUUGUUUGAGAACACCUUAAGAGAUUGUCAAUGUUUAUGAAUAGACAAGAUUACCUAAACUUCUUACUAAGCCCUUCCAAAUUUAAAUUAUAAAUUUAUACUUGUUUACAUA
Messenger RNA from Hevea brasiliensis (rubber tree), 2359 nucleotides. RefSeq names its product probable CoA ligase CCL6. Gene Ontology annotation, biological process: wax biosynthetic process; fatty acid metabolic process; cutin biosynthetic process. Gene Ontology annotation, molecular function: long-chain fatty acid-CoA ligase activity. Gene Ontology annotation, cellular component: endoplasmic reticulum; membrane. Bases 177 to 2162 code for a protein of 661 amino acids. The record is from RefSeq and is a predicted model, not a curated record. Lineage: Eukaryota; Viridiplantae; Streptophyta; Magnoliopsida; Malpighiales; Euphorbiaceae. The transcript is spliced from 19 exons.